This is a messenger RNA of Siniperca chuatsi (mandarin fish), 4328 nucleotides long. RefSeq names its product inositol polyphosphate-5-phosphatase Ka (gene inpp5ka). Gene Ontology annotation, biological process: negative regulation of phosphatidylinositol 3-kinase/protein kinase B signal transduction; negative regulation of glycogen biosynthetic process; negative regulation of peptidyl-serine phosphorylation. Bases 158 to 1999 code for a protein of 613 amino acids. Gene Ontology annotation, cellular component: cytoplasm; plasma membrane; endoplasmic reticulum. Gene Ontology annotation, molecular function: inositol bisphosphate phosphatase activity; phosphatidylinositol-3,4,5-trisphosphate 5-phosphatase activity; phosphatidylinositol-4,5-bisphosphate 5-phosphatase activity. The transcript has 15 exons. The record is from RefSeq and is a predicted model, not a curated record. NCBI's taxonomy places the organism in Eukaryota, Metazoa, Chordata, Actinopteri, Centrarchiformes, Sinipercidae.
UUUUGAAGGCAACUAACUUGUCUUCCGGAUAAGGGGCGGGAACAGCAACACUACUGUACUCAGCCUGGCUUCUGCUGUAACAGUAUUUACUCUGCAUCUCUUUGCAUAGAAAAACAGCGAAAACAAGUACUACCAAAGCAUAUCAGGUGUGGAGACGAUGGAGGAGAAUGAGGAGCAGUCAGACGCCCAGCAGUCAGACCUCAGUUUGAGGAAGGGAAACUACGAGGGGGACAGCUUCAGGUUGGACCGUUGUUGCAUCUGCGUUUCUCGAAAGUCCAAACGGCAAACUUCGCGGCGUAUAAGAGGAAAAUUAUUAAUUUACAAGCCCCAAAAUAUCUCAACCAGAAUGGAUGAAAUCAGUCGGCUGUUAGGCACCAUAGGGCGCGUUCGUUCUGACAGCCUUUCCAGUGAUGCCACGCAGUCAACGGGCAGCAAACUGGUUCUGCGCCAUCGGCUCAACCAGCUGAUGACUUGUGUGGAUGACUUGGACCCCAAAAACGAGCUGCAUGAGAAAGUGGUCAAGACCCUGGAUAACGCCUUCCUCAUCUGUGGCAAGAGAGCCAACAAGCCGAAAAAGAACAGUUUCAGGCUACACAUGGUAACGUGGAACGUGGCCACAGCUGAUCCUCCAGAUGACUUGACCUCACUUCUCCAUCUGAAUUCCCCAAAGAGCCCAGACCUCUACGUCAUCGGUUUGCAGGAGGUGUACUCAAGGCCGUUGAGAUUUGUGUCGGACAUUGUAUUUGAUGACCCAUGGAGUCAUCUGUUUAUGCUCACCUUGGCGCCACGGAAAUACGUUAAGGUGUCAUCCAUUAGAAUGCAGGGUCUACUGCUGCUCUUCUUCUCAAAACUGGAGCACGUCCCCUUCAUCAGAGACAUCCAGGCCACAUACACACGCACGGGCAUUUUCGGUUACUGGGGUAACAAAGGUGGUGUGUCUGUCCGUCUGUCUUUCUAUGGCCACAUGCUCUGUUUCCUCAACUGUCACUUGGCUGCUCAUAUGAAAUACGCCACAGAGAGAGUGGACGAGUUUGAGUACAUCAUGGACACGCAGACCUUCGACUGUAAAAAGGCUCCAAGAAUUGUUGACCACAGGCUGGUGUUCUGGUUUGGAGAUCUUAACUUCCGAAUUCAGGACCACGGCAUGCACUUUGUCCGCUCCUGUAUCAACAAUCAAAACUACGACCUGCUGUGGAGCAAAGACCAGUUGACCAUGAUGAAGAAGAAAGAACAGAUGCUCCGGGAGUUUGAGGAAGGACCUCUGGACUUUCAACCCACGUACAAGUUUGACUUAAACUCUGAUACUUACGACACCAGGCUCUACAGGACAUGGUUUGGCUUUAACGGUAAGAAGCGCAAACCUGCCUGGACCGACAGGAUUCUGUGGCGGCUCCGACCCAAAGCCCCGCCCCCUGGCGAGCAAGAUGAAAACAGGGUUGGACUGGAGGCGAAGAAGGUCGGGCAGCUGAAAGAGGAUGAGGAGUACCCUCUGAAGAUCAGGCAGGACUUGUACACCAGCAACAUGGAGUACAGCGUCAGUGACCACAAGCCUGUCAUCGGCGUCUUCACGCUGGAGCUGAGGAAGAUGUACGGGACUCCUCUGGUGCGUCUGCAGGCAGAGGGCGACUGGAGCGCAGACAUUGAUGCUAUGGUUCUCUACAGCCCGCUGCAGCCGUUCCCCUCCAGUACGUGGGACUGGAUCGGACUCUAUAAGGUUGGAUUCACCAGUAUGUCGGACUACAUCACCUACACCUGGGUCAAAGACGACGAAGUGGCCUUCAAUGAAGAAGUCAUACAGGUAUAUGUUAGUAAAGAGGAAAUCCCUGUGCGGGGAGGAGAGUGUGUGCUGUGCUACUACAGCAGUACUCUGAAGUGCAUCAUUGGAAUUAGUGAACCAUUCAAGGUCCACGAGUCCAAGGUAGCCAUUGAGGAAGGCUUGUUGCCUGAGAAGAUCAACGGACUUGACAAAACCAUAGCGAGUGAGGACCUUAAGAACUGAUCUAUCAGGAGUCACAGAUGUGGUAUGAUGCAGAAAUGGAAGUAUUUGGGCCUGGAUUGCCUGAACCACAACAAGGCUUUUAAUUACUGUGUUUUCUAACUUGCCACCAAAGGAGCAGAUUAGAAAGUGCUGCCUGUUCAUGCUGUUAUACGUCCCCACUGACCUCUAAUGCUACCGGUGUGGCUGUUAGUUACUCACACCUCUGUGGUCAGUACGCUUUUUUUUUUACGACUGGUCUUAUGGGUUAUAUAUAUAUAUAUAUAAAAAUAAUGAGCACUCCAUCAACUGACUUAAAACCUGAGAAUAAGUUUCCCUAGAAUGGAAACUGGAUUGGAAAAUUUCAAUUGGCCUUAACAUUGAGCAAAGAAGGGCCAGCUUUAAGUCCUGGCCUAAAGCAUAGCACAAUGACAGACUUACUAUAUUGUGUAUGAGAUAGCUUAAUAAAAUAUGAUGAAAUACUUUGAGCGAAUGUUAGGUGUUUGGUUAGAGGAGUGGGAGGUAACAGGUUCGACGGAUUGUUAAAACAGAAGGUGAAGUAUGUUGUGGGCUCUGUACAGGCCUGCUGCUUUGUGUGAUCAGUCCAGUGUGUCAGUUGAUGAAAGGGAGAGAGAGCUCUCCAUUUAAGGUUGUGUUAACAGAUCAAAAUAUUUGUGUGAAGUCCAUAUUUUAAUGCUGAACUUGCUCUCACAGCUGGCUUGGUGUACUUGGCGGGAAGUAAAAGCUGGAACACUGAAUAUUUAAGUUUGGCUUGUUUGGAAGCAGUCCAGUGAAACUUCACCUGACUGCUUAUGAAAAGGGAAUUGCAAAGUGAACAAAGCUCAUUGGCGAUUUUUUUGUUUUCACAUCACUGUGUUCAUAGGGAAUGAGUUAUUUCACAGUGGAAAAUGUCAAUGUUCACUGCUUACUUCCAAACAGGAAGAGAUUGGUAUCGUUGAAGCCAUUCUGUGGAUAUAUAUGACUCAUUUGCAUGAUCAUGGCAAAGAUGAUGUCGGAGCAGGAGCUUACACAGGAAAUGCCUCAUUAAUCGGUAUUUAGCUAUAUUUUACAUAUGUUCAUUUCAGUCCGACUUAAAGCUUGAAAAUAAAAAGUGCUCCUUGUUCAGGGGAUAAUCAGCGCUUCAAAACUUUAGGAGGCAAUAGUCAGCCAAUGUAUGUCACCUAAAACUUCAAAAGUUCAUAGGACCACUGAACAGAAAGUGAUUCAAUCACAGCUCUCACAGAAAUACCACCACCAGUGAUCUGCCAGCACUGUAGUGACAGAGAUUGUAAGAGAAGAAAAGAAAGGAUAUAAUGGGACAAAUCCAGUUUUUCUACAACGCAUUUGUAUUAUGCAGUUUUUGAAGAAAUGUUAUGGACUGAAUGUUCAAAUUUGGUCCAAUUUUCAGUAGUUUGAUUUCAGUUUAGUGUUUGUGGUAAUUCAGUAGUACUUUGUGUUUGGUGGCCCUACAGACAUGGGGUUAAGUACUAGAUGAAUAAAACCCUUUAAGGCAGAAAUAGAGAAAUUCAAAUGUAUUGAUGUGAACUAUUCCUUUUAAUAACAGAAGAUGAUCUCACUGUGUCCUUCUCCUUUCCACUUUCUUAUCUUUAAAAACAUUAUGUUGUAUUGGAUAAAAAGUUAUUCUUUAUUUAGAGAAAUGCAGAGAAUUAUUAAUCCUACGGGACUGAUCUUAACUUGUGUACUGUUAUUUAAAAUAUUCAUAGGGCUCACAGAAUAUCUCACCUCAUGUUGUUAAAUUAGCCCACAAGCACCUUGAAGUAUUUCAUUUUUUUGUUUUUUUUGGAAUAUGAAUCAUUCUCUUUUAAUACUGAUAGUGGUAUCACAGCAGAAUGGAUGUUAUGUUGCACUGUUUAUUGUUAAUGCAUACGUAUUUAUAGGAUGUCAUUAUGUUAUGUUAUUAUUGGUGUGUAUUGAGAGAGAAUAUAAAUUUGUUCUUUUUAGAAAACAGUAUGGAUUCAGCAAGUGCCUCUGAAAUGAUUCUUGCAUUACAUUUAGUGUACUGUACUAUGCUGCUCAAUUUUGAUACAAUAUGUAUCAUUGAAAUCAGAUUAUUUAUCAUAACAUGGCAUGGUUUUCAUGGCCUGUUCUUGUUCCUCUUGAUUUUAAAUAUUGCUGUUCUAAACUUUCACCUACAUGAAGAUCUCUUCUACUGAAUUCUAUUAUUGGCUUGCUGUAAAUAAUUAUAUCAGCCAAUUUAUAUCACUGCUUUUUUUUUUUUUUUUACUAAAAAGUGACUUAUUUUUUCAAAUAGAAAGGAAUGUUGUAGUGUACUGUAACAAUACCAACAAAUGUAUAGCUUUGCAAAUGCAAGUAUUAAAUCUCUAAAGUCUCA